CCUCCUGCUCCAGGUACCAGUGGUACUACCACAGCUGGUGCAGCACCUGCGCCGUCACCACACAUCCCAUGGUGGGCUCGUCUCGUACUGUUUCUCUGUUGUGCAUCUCCUCUGCACGCCAAUGGUCAUUAAUACACUGCAGCAUCGUCACGUCUUUUGCUUCUUCAUCAUUCUUGUUUCCUCGUCGUGCUACUCGUGCGAUGCAUUAAAAUCAAUAACCACGAAAGCCCGGGACCAGCCCAGGCUCCUCCAUCUAUCGAUAGACAUCUGCAGUACUAUGUAUGUAUCGGCGAGCUGGUUUGAACAAUGCUUAACGUACACCAACCCUUUCCUCGUUCUCGUUGUGUCAGAACUUCGGAGCGAUGUUUUAAACAUCAGCAAUCUGUUCCAGAUGUUUCGUCGGUGGUAAAGCUCGAAGCUUCCGCAACAAUGCACCCAACUUAUAGCGAUGAUACCGCGAACCGAUACGUUUCAAAAAUCAUUGGUUUGCCGUCUCCCAUUCGCACUGCUCCGUUCUUG
Messenger RNA from Suillus clintonianus, 519 nucleotides. RefSeq lists its product as uncharacterized. NCBI's taxonomy places the organism in Eukaryota, Fungi, Basidiomycota, Agaricomycetes, Boletales, Suillaceae. The transcript has a single exon. The record is from RefSeq and is a predicted model, not a curated record. Bases 122 to 409 code for a protein of 95 amino acids.